Messenger RNA from Amphiprion ocellaris (clown anemonefish), 8860 nucleotides. It is a transcript of the gene nadka, whose product is annotated as NAD kinase a. Gene Ontology annotation, molecular function: NAD+ kinase activity. NCBI's taxonomy places the organism in Eukaryota, Metazoa, Chordata, Actinopteri, Pomacentridae. The transcript has 10 exons. The record is from RefSeq and is a predicted model, not a curated record. Bases 5449 to 6588 code for a protein of 379 amino acids. Gene Ontology annotation, biological process: NADP+ biosynthetic process; NAD+ metabolic process.
GUUGCAGUCAUGAGUCAGGGUACAAAUUUGAAUAGCAUUCAGACUUUAAUCUGUGUAUCACCAAAAAAACCAUAGAACCACUUGCUGGUGUUGCCGUUGGGCCUGUGUUGGCUUAACAAGAGCAUGCCUUUCUGGAUCCAUGGCUCAGAUGACCUCUGGUUUUAGAUCAAGUGUCUUUUCUUGAGCUUGGCUCAUAGCUGCUAACUAGCCUUUUCCGAGGAGAGCCAGAGAGACAAUGUUUUAACGUUUCCUAUCCUGGGGUACGCAGCGUUUGGAUAAAGAUUACACUGAAAUUGAAGCCUACCUGCACACCUAAUGGCUAAAACAGUUAUAUCACUUCUGUCAGCAUACACUUCUACUACAAUGGCUCUCAUCAACUUGAAAAUAACUUAUUUUUCACACGUGCAGCUCCCACUGCCAGCUCCUGUUAAUGCACGCUUUCAGUUGCACUUUAUAGAUUUACGACCAUGAAGCCAGUGACUUGGUUGAAACCAACAGUCAUGGAGCAAAUACUCAAGGACUUUUUAGCUAAGCUGGACUGAACUGAACUGAAGAGCAGAUAGGAGACACAUGUUGUUGGGGUUUUUUUUGUUUUUUUAGUAAAGCAAGAGUCUCUUUGAGGUGCAGCAAAAUCAUCCAGAAACUGCUGUGAGGUCAGAGGGUUAAAUAUGCAAAGCAGAGUCAUUUCAAAUGUCUCCACGCAUGAUUGGUGGGAACCUUUAACAUACAGUAGCUGAACAUACAGUGGAAGUCAUGACAGAACAACAUGCUAACCAGCCAUAACCCCUUUGAAACCAGCUAACUAUAUUAGGCUCUUGCUGAGUAAUUUAAACCAAACUACAGAGAGAAUGUCAGUAUGCAUAAACAAACAAUGAAACCUGUUUUUAAUUUUGUCCAUAAAAAUAUUGAGCAUCCUGGGGCAAACGUACAUCACUUGUGUCUCAAAGAAGCAAAUCCAGUGAAACCAAUGCUCACCUGCGUAUUUUUCUACAUAUAACUUAUGAAUAUGUACUGUUGCUUCUCCUAAACUGUCUUUUUAUGAGAUUUGAAGCCCAGUCUUCAGUUUAAAUGUCCUAAUACCCUCUUGUGUAACUUCCAUGUCAGGAAAAAAAAUACAGUAUAUGGCAAUAUAUAUUUAUUCUUUAGCUUUUGUUUUGGUGAAAAAUUGAAACCAAAGUUGUGCUUCAUGGAUACACUAACAGUUUUUUUUAUGUUAAAUUAACAUUGUCAGUUAAUUUGCAUCAUCAUAGAGGCGGUUAAUAAUAAAGAUAGUUUAAGGUUGCUCAUACAGGGGUUCACAGCAUCUUCUUCAAACUGAAUUUCAUGUGUUGAGUGAUACUGCUCCAGGUACAAGGACUGGCUGCAGAAAAUAAUGUCCAGUCAUCGUUAAAAUGGUCAGCGACACCCUAAACACACCCUUGAAUCAAUUUCAACAGAGUGCCAAGGAGUUUUAAAGCCAGCCAUAUCAGUACACUUUGCCCUACAUUCCGCAUUGGCUUCACAUUGAAAUAAAUGUACAAUCAAAUAGUUAUCACUUCUGAUUUAAAAAAAAAAAAAAAAAAAAAAAAAAAAAAAGAAGUAAACAAGAUAAGGCAUAUAUUGCCAGCUAUAAUUACUGGACAACUUUUUAUGCUUGGUGCAAGAGACACAUUGCAGUAAGUAUCACAGCUGCAGGUUUCAGGGGCUGUUUUCUUUCAUUCUGGUCUACAGCAAGUCAGACAUGCUCGGGCAGUUUGAGGUCAGGUGACUGAUUUGACCAGUCAAAAAAUUUCCACGAUUUGGCUUCACAGAUUCCUGGGUCACAUUGCGUAAAUGUUUAGAAGGCGUGUCCUGCUACACAUCUAUUCUUACAGACAUUAAUAAGUGUACAUUCAGCUAUGUGUUGAACAAUAUCUAACAAUCAAAAACGAUUUUGUUAAAAAAUGUCUCAAAUUGAGGUAUUUUAAAAGAAUUGUUUUGAUAUAAAUACUGAAAAAAGCAAGAAAGGAAGACAUCCAAUAGUAAAGGCCUGAAGGAGCCCAAUGACAGAAGACUUUAAGGAUGUAUGCUGCUGUUUGUGUUUGCCAGCAGGUUGUAAAUAUGACAACUGUAAUGUUAUGAUAUAUAACAGUUUACUUGUCCCCUCGUAUUACAGCACAACGCUAACAUUUUUGACCUCAUGAUCACCUUAAAUAACUCCAAUAUGCUGUAGUACAGAGCCAGAAUGAGAAAAGAAAACUGUCACUGUCACAUGAAUUAACUUUCUUACUGCUCAGUAUUAUGGGGUAGAGAAAAAUCCUGGCUUUUCACUUCAUUUCAGAUUUAUUUAUGUUAUACUUAGUCAUCAGCCAUCUCAGAGCACUUUAUACUAAGGUCACUAUCUUACAGUGUUUUAGAGAGAAACUACAUAAUUUCCCCUUGAGCAACACUUGAUGACAAUGGGGAAGAAAAACUCCCUUUUAACUGGAAGGAACCUCCGAUAGAACCAAACUCGGGGAUGGUGGUUGUCUGCCUCAAACAGCUGAGAUAAGAGGAGAAGUAAGAAAGAAAAGAUUAGCAUUAAAGAAAUAAAAGCACUGGGCCGAUUGGCAGCACUGACGGCCAUAAAUCAGAAACCUGCAGCUCCAGAGCCAGAGGCACCUGCAGAGAGGUAUGAGGAGAGAGGACUGAGAUGAUAAAACACAAACUAUGGGGAAGAGAGAGGAGACACAAAGUUAAUUACAUGAAAAGAGGCUUAUAUAUGUAUGGAGAAGAGUAGAGGAGAAAUGCCCAGUGCAUCAUGGAAGUAACGUGACUAGGGAUGUUUUAAAGUCAACUGAGCAGAACUUAAUUCAAAAAAGAACGCUUUAAGUCUAAUCUUAAGACUGAAAGUUGAUUCAACAGGAGAGGCAUCAGAUCGCUGAAGGCUCUGCAUCCAAUUCCAGUUUUGUGUACUCGAAGAACCACAGGUCAGCCUGCAACCUGAGUGCUCUAUUGGAAUAAGAUGAUACAAUAAAAUGAAACUAUGAGGUGAAACUAUGAACUAUUAAUGUCUGUAUGUAAGGAGAAGGAUUUUAAAUAGUUCUGUGAUUUUUUUUUUCACUAUAAUUAGGAAAUCACUCUUUUUCUCAGUGUGUUGUGUCUCUGAAUCUCUACAAACAUUAGGAAAUAUUUUAAUAUUGUACUUUGACGACAUAAUGUUACUAGCUGUUUCCAAAGCUCUGUCUGUUACAUAGGACCUAAUCAAAUACAAUAAACACUAUCUUUAUAAAGCUUCUAACAUUCAGCUUUUGAGACAAUGUAAGAAAGGCGUUGGUUCGCUUCAUACAGUUAUAAGCCUCUAGAUGUAAUGCUAUGCAACUAGCAAUGUAACAUAUCUUGUUUACCGGUAAGUAUAUAACACAAUGCAAUUCAUCAACACAACUUCCUACACACACAAUCAUAUUGCCACCAUUCUGACACACUGUCAACACAAGUUGAUGACCUCAUAAAGGUACGUAGAUCUUUGUUGUAGGACUAGUUUAUUGUGUCAAAGAUAACACACAUUCUGUCAUGUCAGAGUUAUGAAACACUCUUGACGUCUUCCAGUCAAAGACUGGCCAGAAUGUUGUUGGUCUGUUGACUCUCAUAGUCAUGUAAGCGUCUCACAGCCCUGACUAUUUCAGGAUGCUGUAUUUGAAGGAUUAGCUCCCUUAAAGCGGCUAGACAGGUUAAAAGUAGUAAAACCAGGCUGUCUUUGUUCCAAAUAAAGGCCAGACUAUGGUACCUUUAGGCCUAGUUCCACACAUUCCCUGUUAUCAAAUAUAUUACAUUUUAAAUAAAUUCGAUUUUAUAUGUGCAGUCACUGUCGGCAAUAGCCAUUGUGCUUUAGUGCAUGAGGCAAUAGAAAGGUGGUUUAAAAGUAAAAUAGCCACAAUUUAGACCCUCCAAACAGGACCCACACCACUUAUGUGAUCCUCUGUGGAAGGGUGUGGUUGUGAUACUGCUCUGGCUAGAUGGACACUUUGUUUUUGACUAAGAAGAGAAUGUUCCCCCGUCGUCACAUUCAUGUCCGGCAAUCUCAUACCCAUGUGUGCCUAUUUGCAGAAAAAUAAAUCAAGCCUUGCAACUUGUUGAAUAUCUUCUGUCUAGUUAAUUAAGUUUUUACUCCUGAUUGCAGAGUUUUCACAAAAACUAAUUACACCAGUGGCUUUGAUUACAUCUGAACAUAUUUGUGUGCUCAUUUAAGGCAAGAACAAAAAGUGUCAUACAAUCUGAUCUGUGGAAAUGAUGUUGAAGCAGUUACCAUUCAUCAAACAGCUGAAAGACUGGUUCCACUUCAGGUUGUCCUGAAUGUUCAAGAAUACACUGUAAUGUCAAAUUAUCACUGGGAUAUAAAGGGCAGUUUUUCUAGGGGAUAUCUGAACUACAUUUGAAUACCACACCUUAUUUGUUUUAUGUUGCUUAUUUUACUCUAAUGCAUGAUAAACUGAAGUUGCAAUGCAUGUUCCCAUUAUACCAUGGAUAAUCUUAUAUGUAAUGCUACUAUGCAUUUUUAGUUUUCCAGACAAAGACUACCAAUAAGGAAGUUUAUUAUCCGAAAUAGCUGCGUAAUGUAUAUGAACAGAACUGGCUAUGUUCAAGUCAGUUUUCUUACUGUAAUGAAACAUCACAAAGCUGAAGUACAUCAUGAUGUAUUCCCAUAACGCAGAAUUACAUUAUUUGCACACAAUAUUAGGUAAUUGACAGGGAUCUUUUUUUUUUGUUUUUUGAUGUACUGCUACAUUUCUACAAUGUCAUUCAGCAGACGCGUUUAUCCAAAGCGACGUACAUCUGACAGUAGAUAUAACACAAACAAGGAUCUAGUCAGGAGAAAAUAACCUGGAUAAGAGCCAUAAAACAAGCUCAGGUGUACUUGAACUUGUUUUAUACUGAAAUGUAAACCUUAAAAAAGGUAUAUCUGUUUACCAUGCGUCACCUUUAACGCUUUGAUAAUUGCUAUACUUGGUGGUAAAAUACCUGUCAUUACAGUGAAUAUACUAGUUUUAGGAGCAGCUAUGCCAGCGUUGUUUCAGUGUUGGAUUUCAGUGAAUCAUACCUGUCAAACAAGGACAGCCCUUCCCUGAAAUGGGCGGGUUCAGCACAGCUGAGUGGGCGGGGCUGAGAUGAAGUCAACCUUAAGAUGAGUGAGAGCGUUAAUUCAGCAGCAGAAUGCAACCAGGAAGGUUUAGUGUUAAGUCCUCACGGGGACAAAUAUAGCCCGAGUGAAUCCAGCUCGAGGGGUUAUUAGCUGAUUGCAGGGCCUGACCACAGCACAUGGAGAGACUCUCAGACAGCCUGAGGCUGACUCACAGCUUGACUGCAAGAAGUGACUCUGUUGCUAAAGCUGCUCUAUAAUGUGUAGUAUUCGAGGAAGUUGUUAGAGACAGAAUGAGUUGUUUUGUCAGAGCGGGUCACCAGGACAGAGCCCCGUUCUCCAGCUGAGUCAGACUGAAGCAGCAUCCUCCUUACAUGUGUACAACCAUGAAGAUCAACUCGUAUGGACUGCAGGAGGCUUCUGGGAGCCACAGUGAGAACAGAGUCUGGAAAUGGCACAUUCAGGACCCCGCCAGCCAGAGACUGACGUGGAACAAGCCACCAAAAAGUGUCCUUGUCAUCAAGAAAAUCCGAGAUGCCAGUCUGCUUCAGCCUUUCAAAGAGCUCUGCAUAUUUCUCACCGAGGUAAAAAAUAUGAUUGUUUACGUGGAAAAAAAAGUUCUGGAGGACCCAGCUAUAUCAGACGAUGAAAACUUCGGGGCCAUUACUAAGAAAUUCUGCACUUUCAGAGAAGAUCUCGAUGACAUCUCCAAUCGUGUAGACUUUAUCAUCUGUCUUGGUGGAGAUGGAACAUUGCUUUACGCAUCUUCGCUCUUCCAGGAGAGCGUUCCACCAGUUAUGGCCUUCCACCUGGGUUCUCUGGGCUUUCUGACACCUUUCAAGUUUGACACCUACCAGUCUCAGGUCACCCAAAUUAUUGAAGGUAAUGCUGCCAUUGUCCUGCGAAGUCGCUUGAAAGUCCGGGUGCUUAAAGAGAACUGGGAGAAGAAAGCCAGAGUGGACGAAAAGGGUAUCAUCCUGACCAAUGGGGACAUCGAAAGUAGCCGCAAAGCCCUGCAGUAUCAGGUUCUGAAUGAGGUAGUGGUGGACAGAGGACCUUCCUCCUAUCUCUCCAAUGUCGAUCUCUUCCUGGAUGGACACCUCAUUACAACAGUACAGGGAGAUGGUGUGAUAGUAUCUACACCUACAGGCAGCACAGCGUAUGCUGUGGCAGCAGGAGCUUCCAUGAUCCAUCCCAACGUCCCAGCCAUCAUGAUCACCCCCAUCUGCCCACACUCGCUGUCCUUCAGACCCAUCGUGGUGCCCGCUGGGGUUGAACUCAAGAUAAUGCUGUCAUGUGACGCUAGAAACACAGCCUGGGUAUCAUUUGAUGGAAGGAAGAGACAAGAGAUCUGCCACGGAGACAGUAUUACCAUCACCACUUCCUGCUUCCCUGUUCCCUCCAUCUGUUUCCGGGACCCGGUCAAUGACUGGUUUGAGAGUCUGGCUCAGUGUUUGCACUGGAACGUGAGGAAGAAACAGAACUAUCUCAGCUCAGAGGAUGAGGAGUUCUAAGGCUGCAAGAUUUUUCUAAGGUCUCCAAGGAUUUCUGAAGUCAUCAUUUUACCUUGACCAUGCUCUGUUGCCAUUUUAUUUUUUAUGGAUGGAAGGUAGAACCAAGCUCUGUUCAAAAAGGUCUCUUGUAAUAAUGUUGCCCUUCACAUGGAUUGAAAUAAUUCCACAGAAUACUGAUCCAAAAAAUGCUUCUAUUGCGGGCCUUAAUGCUGUAUUUUACAGGAAGAAAGGUGAAGUAAUAAGACCCAAAGUGAAACUAAAUAUUUUGGUUGUUUUUAGCUGGGUGUUGGCUGCUAACAGUUGUUGAGUCUGCAGAGAAUGGGAACUACUACAUUGUCAUGUGUUGUUCAGAAAAAGGCAGCAUAAAAACAGACCUGAGAAAGGACUUACUGAAAUGAAAGCAUUUACAGUAAAUAUCUAUAUAUAUUAAUACUAAUACUAUUAAACAAAAAUUAAGAAAAAUACAAAUAAGAUUGUUAAAUAACUUUUCCAAAAAAACAAAUUUGAAUAAUUUACAGUUUAUUAAUAGACAUGGAACACUUUGGUCUCAAUACAAAACAAAUCUGAACGUUGUGACAAUCUAACUCACGCUAGUCAGAGACUAAAUGUUAGGAGAAAAACGCAUUUAAUAAAAAGUCUGUCAAGUUCCCCACCCAAAAAAACACACGUCAAGUUCUGCAUUGUGUUGGCUUAUUAAAAUGUUGGAUUUUCGAAUGGAGUUUGGCCCCCCAUUGGUGAAGGAUCUGUAUGCUGUGAAAACUGUCCCUUUGAAGUCAAGAAGCAGCUUGUAGAGAAAGAUGUUUUGACUAGUAAUCAAAUGGAAGUACAACACUUGAGUUGACCUUGAACCAAAGUGCACAGAGGUCAGUUGUGGACGGCAGUUUUUGCAGUACUCUUAAUGGGUGUCAUCAGGUCUGCGAAUCCUUGAGACAGACGGCAGGGGUACGACUGCUACUUUAUAAAUGGCAAAAGCCUUGUUUUUUCAUUGGAGGUGAAGGCCAAGUUGCACUAUUUAGAGGAAAUUACAUGAAAGAAAAGCAAUCUGUCAAAUCAGACGCUUCAAAUUCUGUUAAACAGGUCAGGAAAAACGCUGUAAUGCCGUCAACUAAUGUUUUUAGGCGCAUUCAGGGGAAGAGCAGAUUUUCAGCACGUCUACUCGGCAGCAGCAGCCCAACUGUACAGACUGUGCCUUAAACACUGGUAUCAUUAACAUAGAUAAAUCUUAUUUUUCAAGGUUUACAUCAUGUUUGUCAUAUUUUUUUAUCAUACACUUGCACAUAUCUGUAUCGUGCGCAUUAUAACCCCAUGUUGACCGUCUUCUCCAUCAGCAGCACAUGACACUUGAUUGAAUUCUAUUUAAUGUUGCAUUAUAUCUCUGUGUUCAGCUGUUGGUAAACGCUAACAGGUGGGAUUCAUUCCAAGCAGACCACAGUUCAGAUGUCUUUAUUUUUUUUCAUGUCUGCUUUUUAAAAUGUCCUUUAAGCCAUAGCUGAACUUUUGAAAAUGUAUUUUCUAGACCAAUGUCUGUGGGUGGUUUACUGUUCUAUGUGUGAAUGUGGAGGAAUCAUUAGACUUCCAAUCAGUUUGUGACAAGUGAACACUUCAAGGUGGCCUACCCGACAUGUUAGUUUGGACUUAGUGUACAGAUGUUAAUAUAUACAUUCUAAUUUGGCUCUGCAAAUUGUGUUAGAGUGAAAAGAGGAGCAGUGGCAUCACCAGUUGAAACUCUGCAAAACAGACUCAGCUCUAAAAGGCAAUCAUUCCUUUAACUCUUGCGUAUGUAUAUAAAUGUAACGCUUGUAUAAAAUGUAUUUUGUAAAGUCAACAUGUUUAUUAACUGGUUUACAAUGUAUUAAUGGAAAUAAAUCUAUUUGGUACUUUUUUACAUUAAUAAAUUCUUCAGUUGUUGAUUCUUUUUGUUUAUGAGGAAAAAGUCUGUGUUAACAACUCUAAUUCCUAUUUAACCGACUGUAAUUGUAAAGAGAUACAGUGACGUACUUUUACAUUCAAGUUUAUUCAAAAUGCAUUCCAGGACAACAUGAAUAGUCUACUUUUUAGGAAAGAUGCUGGCAGGUUUGUUUUAAAUGUUGAACUAUUUAAACCCCAGUUCCACAUAAAAACCCACCUUCAGCAUUGUCAGCUCUCGUACUGCUUUUCACUUUUGUAACUCUGAGAACCUGUCAUUCUAACUUUUGUAUUAAGUUUGUUAAUGUUUCUAAUAUGAAUAUUUUUUCCCCAAAACACUUUAAUAAACAGAGAGUUUAACCAGGAA